Molecule: messenger RNA, 2682 nt
Organism: Lactuca virosa
Lineage: Eukaryota; Viridiplantae; Streptophyta; Magnoliopsida; Asterales; Asteraceae
Source: the annotation of a GenBank genome assembly
AUGAAUGAUGAUAAGUUGAAAGUGCCUGUCUUCGAUGGUCAUUACGAACAUUGGAGUGAGAUGAUGGAAAAUUUGCUGCGUGCAAAACAGGUUUGGAACCUAAUCGAUCCAGGCAUUAGAGAGCCAGUAGUGGGUGUUGCGCAAAGCGAAGCGGAGAAGGUGAAAUUGGAAGAACUGAGAAUGAAGGACUUGCAGGUUAAACAUUACAUGUACCAAGCAAUUGACCGUGUCACGUUUGAGCAGAUCCUCGACCGAAGAACAUCCAAGGCUGUCUGGGAAUCAAUGAAGAAAAGGUUUGCAGGGAAUGAUCGUGUGAAGAAAUCCAUGCUGCAGAAGCUCCGUAGAGAUUUUGAAGUCUUAGAGAUGAAGACAAAUGAGACCAUACCUGAAUACUUUGGUAGGAGCACUUUAAUCGUCCAUGACCAAAAGUUCAAGAAGAAUGAAAAGGAAGAAGAACACGCACUAAAGGCUGAUACAGGGAGCAGUCCUAACUCUAAAGGGCAUUGCAGAGGUCGAUCAAACUUCAGAGGAAGGAGCCGCAGUAGAGGUCGACAGUCAGUAAACAAAGAAACAGUUGAAUGUUACAAUUGUCAUAAAUUAGGGCAUUAUUCUUAUGAAUGCCCUAAUUCAAAGGAAGCAAACUAUGCAGGGUUCGAAGAAAAUGAAGAAGUCAUGCUUAUGAUUGAAGGAAGUGAAGAAGAACAGGGUGUGUUCAUGGUGAAAUCAAGUAAUGAAGACAAAGGACUUUUGUGGUUCCUAGAUUCUGGAUGUUCAAACCAUAUGUGUGGAAACAAAGAAAGAUUUGUUGGCUUUAAUCAAGGUUUUUCAAACACUGUAAAGCUAGGCAACAACACUCGGAUGACUGUGGAAGGAAAGGGAGAUGUAAAGCUUGUGUUGAAUGGUGCAACCUAUGUUAUAAGGGAUGUGUACUAUGUUCCAGAUUUAAAGAACAAUCUCCUUAGCAUUGGGCAAUUACAACAAAAGGGUCUGUCCUUUCUGUUUCAAUCUGAUGUAUGUAAAGUAUUUCAUCCAGACAAAGGCUUGAUCUUUCAAUCAGGUAUGAGCACAAAUCGUAUGUAUCCACUCAGUGAGGAUACAAAUGAAGAUGAAGAGCAGAACACAGAAGGUUGCUUAUACUCCAGUGAUGAUGAUGUGGCCAAGCUAUGUCAUGAAAGGUUGGGGCACAUAAGUAAAACUAGCUUAAAGACUCUUCAAAGCAAAGGCAUGGUGCGUGAUCUACCCAAGUUUGUCAUUGAUACUUCAGUCAUAACAAGUAGAGAUGUGAUCUUUGAAGAACACAAAGGCUGGAAUUGGUGUCAAGAUAAGGAAGAAAGCAUAGAAAUAGAAGAACUCUCAUGGGGUAAUUAUGACUUUAUUGAUAAAGACUAUGUCUUUAUUGAUGAUCAUGGCAAUGAACAACAUGAAGUGACUGAAUCAGAUCAGUCAAAUGAUGAAGUAGGCCCGAACACCGCCACAUUUAGGGAGGGAAGACAAAGAAGAGCCCCAAGAUACCUACAGGAUUAUGUCACAAGUGAUGAACUAGAUUCAGAAGAAGAAGAAAUAAAUAUCAUGGAGAUAAUUCAUCAGGACCCUACCUGUUAUGAAGAUGCUGUGAAAGAAGCCAAAUGGAAGAAAGCAAUGGAUAUGAUUACAAGUGAAUUAACUCUUUCAAUUUCUUGGAGCUUGCAUUUUAUAAACGAUGAAGAACUAGUCAAAGACAUCAAUAGCCGUGAUGAAUCUUGGAUAUCCGAUAUGGUGGAAGCGCGGGAGAGGGGCGAAACGGUCAUUUUGUCCAUGGGGUGUCAUAAGGAAGAACUAGAAGAAGAAACAAAUACCCGAGAUGAAUCUUGGAUCGAGGAUAUGAUUCAAGCCAAGGAAAGAGACGAAAAUGUCAUUUUGUCCAUCGGGUGUCACAAGGAAGAACAGGAAGAAGAAUUUAAAGCGAUAAAUCAAUUUUAUAAUGGACUUGGAUUCUGCGAGCUCGAGAAGCAAACUUAUCUUGAGUGGGGAACCGGAACAGGAUUAAGAAGACAAUCGAAACAGUCAAGCGUAAAGAAUCGGGUGAAGACAGAGAGGAACAUAAGUUUUCAAGUUCUCCAACAAUACUUUCCCGAGAGUCUUAAGGACGCUGCCAAGAAUAUUGGGGUGUGCCCGACUACUUUAAAACGAAUAUGCAGACAACACGGAAUCAUGAGAUGGCCAUCUCGAAAGAUCAAGAAAGUAAGCCAUUCUUUAAAGAAACUUCAACUUGUCAUCGAUUCAGUCCAAGGUGCUAACGGGAUGAUUAAACUCGGAUCAUUCUGUACCAAUUUCCCAGAAUUAAACUCCGCAAUUUCACCUGCUCCCAAACCAAAAGUCAACAAUCGGGUCAAUCUCUUUAAAACAUCCCAAACACCAUCUAAUUCUUCAUCUUCUUGUAACCAUGGUUCAAGUAGUUUAUCAGAAAACGUUGUGCAUACUGAAAACGCUCAUGGUUCGCUAAAGAAAAAGUUCCUUAGCUACAACAACAUGAACGAUUUGCUGCCAACACCAAACCGAAAACUAGUUGACGAUGAGGUUAUCCUGCCACAGAAGAGUACCAACUCGAUUUAUGAAGGUAUUUUCAAAGUAAAAGCUAUUUAUAGUGACGAGAAAAUACGUUUUCAGAUGUCAAAACAUUGGAGUUUUGGGGAUUUGCACUGA